Erinaceus europaeus (western European hedgehog) is the source of this 971-nucleotide messenger RNA. It is a transcript of the gene CLEC17A, whose product is annotated as C-type lectin domain containing 17A. Lineage: Eukaryota; Metazoa; Chordata; Mammalia; Eulipotyphla; Erinaceidae. The record is from RefSeq and is a predicted model, not a curated record. Bases 57 to 971 code for a protein of 304 amino acids. The transcript is spliced from 11 exons.
GGAAAGGAUAGAGUUCAAAAUCAUCAAGUCUCCUCACAACUCAACUCACACGCUCAAUGCUGGUUGGGGCCAUGGGCACAUUUUACACCAACACCGGCCGCCGGGGGCUUCCAGGGAUCCGAGAUGAAGAUGACGAUGUCGAUGACUAUGAAAACAUGGCCACCCCGUACAAAGACCUUCCGCCUAAACCAAAUUCAGCGGUUCCACCGAGGCCUCCGAGGGCAGGAAAGAAACCAAACAACCCUCCUCUUCCCCGCAAGUCCCCCCAAAUCACAGGCCGGGAUGUCCCCACCGUCACCGCUAUGUUUUCUCCACAGGGCAUGAACCUAGAACCCCCACCGUUCCAGCCGCCCCCAUCCACGACCCCGGUGUCCUGGCUCCGUCGGAAGUCUCAGGGUCUCUGGCGGCAUCAGGAGGAGAGACUGAUCAUGUCUCUGUGUCUGCUGGUGCUGGCAGCUUUGUUCUUGGGUUGCAUCAGCCUGGUGGUGACCCUGAUGAGGUACCAGGAGCUGGUGGAAGAACUCAAGACGUUGACCUUGCAGCAGGUGGCCUGGAGAGCCAACGUGACCGGCGUGCAGGGCCUGGCCGGCCUGAGGAGGGACCUGGAGCGCGUCAGAGCCGACACGAACCGCUCGCUCACGGAGCUCCGCGGCUCACUGGACUGUGGCCGCUUCACCUGCCCCGAGGGCUGGCUCCCCUUCCAGGAGCGGUGCUACUACUUCUCGCCGACCACCAGGCCCUGGGAGGCGGCGCGGACCUUCUGCCAGGAGCACUACUCGCACCUGGUCAUCAUCAGCAGCGCCGCCGAGCAGGCGAGUGUCCCCGCCGGCCGCCACCUGCGGAAUCUGGAGCAAGGUCUCCCCGCAAUCUUGUCUUCAGACUCCGCCUCGGGGACCCCAGCGGCCAGACCCCCGCCACCCCCUCCCGGACCCCGCAAGACCCACGGACAUUUCUGGAUCGUCACAGCCUGA